GUUUAUAGCGCUAGAACGGUUGUUGGUUAAGAGCGCCAUGUGGAUCCCCAUGUCAAACAGGAAACUCGAGUAUGUUGGCGGCCUCGGACUGGAACACCUAGUCCCCCCGACGCCCGCAGACAUGAUACCGACCAAGUCAAUUUCGCAGAUGAACUCAUGAUCGUCGACAUCCGAAUAUUGAAGAAGACGGCGUUGGGAAGCAAUUCGAAGUCCCCAUUGGAAGCUUGCUUAAGCAAUUGUCAGUCCAUUCGACGGCAGCGUGGAUCGUAUCAAGACAGCAAUAGGCUGAGUGAUGUCCUCGAAUGCACCUGGGGGCUCUGCUAUCUGCCGCUACUGAAAGGGCUACCAUGUGGAGGUUCACGCAACUCGAACCGGCGCAUCAACAGAUACACACAGCGUUGCGGGGCAUUAGCGUGCGCAUUCAGGUCUUGGCAAAGGGAGAAGCCACGGAAGCUGAGAAGCACCCACGAUAUGCCACCCGCCGGCGAAAAGGAAGCGAAGAUGAUCCUUACAGGACUUUACUUAUCUUUCGAGGCGUAUCAAGAUUCGGCGAAUAUUCAGCUCCUUAAUGGCAGGAGUGGCCAUAACCCAUGGAUGCAACGUUUUCGCACUGGUUUUCUCACCUUUCUGGUCCAUGUUGGCCGGGGCUAUCUUUGGAGCAACUGGAGUCUGGGUGCAUCAUGCUUCACCAUGUCAGAUUCCCUGCUCACAGGGACCUGAACGCAUGAUAACCUUCCCUAGCGCU
This is a messenger RNA of Somion occarium, 745 nucleotides long. The record is from the annotation of a GenBank genome assembly. NCBI's taxonomy places the organism in Eukaryota, Fungi, Basidiomycota, Agaricomycetes, Polyporales, Cerrenaceae.